Paramuricea clavata is the source of this 3785-nucleotide messenger RNA. The record is from the annotation of a GenBank genome assembly. NCBI's taxonomy places the organism in Eukaryota, Metazoa, Cnidaria, Anthozoa, Malacalcyonacea, Plexauridae.
AUGGCUGUUCGCAAAGAUGAAAACGUAAAAGCUCUUGUUGAUAAAAUAUCGAAUCUCCCUGCAUUUGACCCAUCAAAUGCACGUGAAUGCCACUUCAGUUAUGAAGAGGAAGGUUUGUACGUUUCAAUUCAAGCAAAGUGUUCUCGGGAGGCAGCAAUUAAAAUGGGAUUGAUGUUCGUUGAGUUGAACGCUAUAUACGAAAUGUAUCGGAAGACUAGAGCAAAAAUCGUUCAAGAAAAGUUGUCAUAACCGACUCCAAAUUGCGGCUUAAAGAGCUGUACGAAGUCUUAAUAGUUAAUGGAGAAGUCUUUGUGGAAUUAGCCCAGAUUUUAGAGCGAGAAGAAGCCGGUGAGACAAGAUUUAAUCAAAAUGACGAAGAAGCGACUGAGAUGGACACAUUGCUACCUAGUGAUUCAUUGCCUUCGACAUCAUUGCAAUCUGGAGAAGAUUUGCUCGAAUCCGCUUUGAAAAAGUACUUCGGUCACGAAUCAUUCCGACCGCUCCAAAAGGAGACGAUUGAAGCAACUUUAUCGGGAAAAUCUGUUUUAACUGUUGUGGGGACUGGAGGUGGAAAGACUUUGAUGUUUCUGUUGCCUGGAAUACUUUCUGACAAGUUGUCACUUGUUGUAUCACCCAUAAAGUCCCUCAUCGAUGAUACGUUGCUGAGAUGCCAUAAUUUGGACAUCUCAGUAUGUAAAUUCACUGGUGAUGUACCAAUUGAGUUGCAAAAGAAGCAAGUUGAAAACAUUCAACAGUAUAAGGUGAUUCUCGCUACCCCUGAGAUGCUCGAGGAGGGAAUGUUACUUUAUCAAGCGAUUGCUGGGCUAGAUUUGGGCAGAAUUAUAUUUGAUGAGGCUCACACCAUCGCAACCUGGGGAAGCACAUUCCGUCCUGUAUUUAAAGCAGUAUGUCUGAACCUUGCAAAGUUGUCAUGUCCAAAGCUUCUGCUUAGUGCUACAAUGACUUCUAAACUUAAGCAAACCCUAAUGGACAUAUUUGGAAGGUUAUUGGUUUUUAGAGAAACUGUUUACCGUGAGAAUCUGACUUUUGAGGUUGCAGAUAGAUCACCAAAGCACAUUGAUGAAAUUGCAUCAUUUGUUAUAGAAAAAUGUACAGUUGGACAUUGUGGAAUAAUUUAUUGUGUUAUUCCACAUGACGUUGAUAAAAUGCAUAGUGAAUUGUUGAAAAGGGGAUUAAAUGCUGUAAAAUACCAUGGUCAAUUAUCUGAUGAAGUUAAACAAGCCAACUUUUCAAAAUGGUUAAAUGGUGAAGUUUGCAUUAUGGUAGCGAAUUCAUCAUUUGGUAUGGGGAUUGACAAGUCUGAUGUCAGGUAAUGCAACAAUUUUAUGUUUUAUCCAAUAUGUUAGAUAUUUCUUAUUAUAAUAUAGCAUUUGUAAAUGUCAACACGGAAACGUCAGAAAAUUCCUUUACGUGUACUUCUUUGUGCUAUAUUAUAAAACAAAUAUAAAACAUUUUUUUCUUAUUGAUAUGUAGUUAUAUCAACACUGCUGGAAAUUGGGAAAACUCAAGAUUGUGUGAAAACACGACGCCCGUCGUGUUUUCACACAAUUUCACAUUUUCCCAAUUUCCACUUGUGUUGAUAUAACUGGAUGUCAACACAAAAAAUGUUAAAUGUUUGAUAUAUUGUAAGGCAACUUUGUGGAUUUACUGUAUGCUUAUUAAGUGUUUACAAUACCACUAUACAAACACUGGUCAAUAUUAAAAUAUCUUCAAAGGGAAUAUAUUUAAGAAUUAUUGAAUGAGGUUAAGCAUGAUAUGAAAAAUUAUCAAACAUGAAGAUUGUGUUAUGUUGAUAACACAAAUAACAGAGGGCUUUAUAAGACUCGGAUGAAUGUGGAAACUGCAUUCUAUAAUUUAUUCAUUUCAUUGACAAUAUGAAUCAGUGACUGGGUACAGUAUAUAAAACCAUCAGAAAUCAUGAAUUCUACUAAAGACACAGUUCAGCCUUUUGAACGAUGUUUUUUAGGCAAAUUUCAGCCCUUUUAAUUAAAAAAACUAACUAAGAAAAUCAAUUAAGUAUAAUUCUGGAUCAGCAAACUGCUAUAUGUCAUUUGUUAAGUGUGACUUGUCUAGGGGAGAGCACUCAAUGGGUUACCUGAUUAAAACUUACUAUGGAAUAAAAAGGGUUAAUUGUAUUAUAAACAGCAUUAAUAAAUUUUAAAUAUGUGACUUACACCCGUAUUCUAAAAGCUCACUCACACUCAAUGAGUGGAGGUUCAAUAUUGAGUGUUAAUGCUGUUUUUGAAUAGCUGGAGGGUGAGUAGUCUCAUAGUAAGAUACGACACUAACCCUCCAGCUAUUCAAAAACAGCAUUAGCUCAGAUUGAACCUCCAUUCAUUGAGUGUGGGUGAACUUUUAAAAUAUGGGCGUUAAUAUUUAGUGUUCAUUGUGUUCAAUUAUUAUUAUUUUUUUUUUAAUUUUUUUUUUAUUAUCAUUAAAUAUAUUUACUGACUUUGUAACCGAAGGUUAAAUUACAUCAGCUAUACUACAAAUAAUUAAAUAUAAAGGAGUAACUACUAUUUACAAUUUAAUUUCGAAAUAAUUUGUGGUAAGAAGGAUUUUCUAAAACGUUCUGUUUUACAAUAAUAAUUAUUAUAUUUACAAUUUCCCCUCGUAUCAUAGACCGAAGAGGAUUUAUUAGGUAAAAAUUCAUCAAAUUUGUGAAGGUUCUCAUCUCUCAAAAAGAACUGUUCGCAUAAAAUCUCACGUCGUUCCUUCAAGGAUGGAAUAUUAAUAAGUUCGCGUGCAUCGUUAUAGCCAAGUUCUGGUAAAAUAAUUCUCAAAGCUCUUCUUUGAACCCUUUCAAUAUCAUAUCUUUCAAUAUCAUUUUCCCUUGGCAAGUAUAAAAUUAUCUGAAAUUAUACAGAGUAGGAUAAAAGGUGGCAUUUUAUUUGCCAUUACUGUGCGACACUCUCCUAUUGACAAGUGGGAUACAUCUACUGUAACGUUCAAUCUGCCUCCAUAUUUUGGCACAAAUACUAUAUAAAUCCAAGCAUGGCUGCAUAUGCAAUCUUUGAGAAAGUUUUCCCCUGAGCGCCAUGCAAAUUCUUGCCGCCCCUGAAUCGAAGCAUAUUAGUGUUUAAUUCAAAUGCAUAAUUUUUAUUUUCAGAUAUGUUAUUCAUGCUAGACUCCCAGUUAGUGUGGACGAGUAUUAUCAGCAGUGUGGUAGAGCUGGAAGAGAUGGAUUACCAGCUACAUGCAAACUCUACCACUCAAUCUCAGACAAGAGCACGCUGUAUAAACUUUUUCAUGGACAAGAAAGCUUUUCAUCUCAAUGUGAGUUGCUCAAUGAACUGGUAGUUAUGGUGGAGGAUCCUGUCCAAUGCAAGCACAGAGCAAUUAUGGCUUAUUUUGGUGAAACACCUGGCAGCUUUCUUUGCCUCACCAACUGUGAUAAUUGCAUUAAUCUUGGAAAUUUUCAAUUAACUGAUGGUGUAAGUGAUGCCCUAAAAGUUGUUCAAGCCGUUAUGGAACUGACAGGUAAAACUUUGUCAAUGAACACACUUAAACUGUUCUUAGCCGGAAGUAAGAAUAGUGCAGUGGCUCAUCUAACUCACUUCACAACAUUUGGAGCACUGAAGGAGAAAUUUACACCUAUGAUACUAUUAUCAAAGUUUUUAAACAUUUUAAUUGUUCGUGGAAUUCUAAGUGAAAAGAUUGAAACAAGAGCAUAUAACAGCAUACACAAUGAACUUUCGUUGGGACCCAAGGCACACAACUUACUAAACAGUGAUUUACCUAUUUCAAAAUAUGAAAAAGUAUGA